Molecule: messenger RNA, 5205 nt
Organism: Closterium sp. Yama58-4
Lineage: Eukaryota; Viridiplantae; Streptophyta; Zygnematophyceae; Desmidiales; Closteriaceae
Source: the annotation of a GenBank genome assembly
AUGGACGACAGAGAUUUAGUGGAGGAUCUCGUAGGCGAGGCGGAGGGUUACCCGAGCGCUCAAGUCGAAGCCUCCAUUUUCGGAUCCGAGCCGGAACCAGAAUACUGCAAGUACAGCACAGGCCACAUACGAGAAGAAAUAGGGUUUGAUGGUCGAUACCUCAACUUUCGUCCCGAUAGCGCCAAAAUUGGACAGAUUCAGUCCUUUGGGUGUUUGUUACUUGUUGAAGAGAGCUCGUUUCGUAUUCUCGCGCUUAGUCGGAACGCGGUUGAGAUGUUGGAGAUCGAUGCGCUUCCCGGAAACCCGGACUGGAAAGGCGCGAUAGGACUCGAUGCCCGUAGUUUGUUUAAACUAACGAGCGUGGCUACGAUUGAGAGAGCGUGCAGCGCGACGGAUCUGAACAUCGUUUGCCCUAUCCUCGUUAGCUCACACCGAUCGGCUAACCCGUUUUACGCUAUCAUGAGAAGAUGCGAGGAAGGCUUAAUGAUCGAUUUUGAGCCGUUGAAAUUCGAUCCGCCGUCAGGCCCCGUCACAGGAGCGCUCGCGUCUCACAAACUCGCUGCGCGAGCCGUGGCGAGAUUGAAGUCGCUUCCUGUUGGCGACGUGCGGUUGCUGUGUAACACCGUCGUGGAGGAGAUUGGCGAAAUGACUGGUUACGAUCGCAUCAUGGUGUACAAGUUUCACGAAGACGAGCACGGCGAAGUGCUGGCGGAGUUUCUCAACAACCAGAAGAUCGAAUCAUAUCUGGGAUUGCAUUAUCCCGCGACAGACAUUCCCAUGAUGGCGCGCAGAACAUUCAUGGAAAAUCGAGUGCGAAUGAUAGUGGACAGCAAGGCAGCGGGGGUGGACGUGCUGCAUCAGGGCGCGCUGCCAGGGGGGCUGUCUCUGGCGCACAGCACGGUGCGCAUGGUGCGGUCGUGCCACCGCGAGUACAUGGCCAACAUGGGCACUCUGGCGUCUCUUGUGCUCGCGAUCACUGUCAGCACCGGUUGGGGAAUUUUGGGGGCCUGUCUGUCCCUGGCGCACAGCUCGGUGCGCAUGGUGCGGUCGUGCCACCGCGAGUACAUGGCCAACAUGGGCACGCUUGCAUCGCUCGUGCUCGCGAUUACCGUCAGCACGGGGGAAGCAGGGGCGGCAGCAGCUGCAGCAGCGGCACCAUCCAAUGAUGUCGCCGGGGCUGGGAAGGCGGUUCGGGCCGAGCCUGGGCGGCGGCUGUGGGGGCUGGUCGUAUGUCACCACUGCUCACCCUGCAUGGUGCCCUACCCUACCCGCUCCGCCUGCGAAUUCCUCGUCCAGGUGUUCGCAGUGCAGCUGAGCAAGGAGAUGGAUCUGGCGAAUCAGCUCAAGGCGAAGCACGCGCUCAAGAUGCAGACGCUGCUGUGCGACAUGCUCAUGCGCGAGCCACCCGUGGCGCUCGUCACCAAGACACCCAACAUCAGCGACCUGGUUCACUGUGACGGCGCCGCUCUGCUGUACAAUGGACGCUGCUGGAGACUGGGGUCCACUCCCUCUGAGCCCCAGGUGCUGAACAUAGCGGAGUGGCUGCUGACACAUCACAGUGACUCCACAGGAUUCAGCACCGACUCGCUGCUCAAUGCUGGCUACCCGCACGCGUCUGACCUGGGCGAGGAGGUGUGCGGACUGAUAGCUGUCAAGUUCAGCGAUAAAGACUUCCUCAUGUGGUUCCGCGCGCAUGCAGCGAAGGAGGUGCGGUGGGGCGGCGAGAAGCACGACCCGUUAGACGUGGACGACCCCACGCGCAUGCACCCUCGCACCUCCUUCAAGGCCUUCCUCGAGACCGUGCACAUGCGCUCGCAGCCCUGGGAGGACGUUGAGAUGGACGCUGUGCACAGCCUGCAGUUGAUUCUGCGAUCCGCUCUACAGGGCCAUUCCGCCCACCUCCCCAUUCCCCCCUCGCUUCCUCCUCCUUCGGGCCAUCCAGCCCACCUCCCCCUUCCCCCUCGCUUCCUCCUCCUUCGGGCCAUCCAGCCCACCUCCCCCUUCCCCCUCGCUUCCUCCUCCUUCGGGCCAUCCAGCCCACCUCCCCCUUCCCCCUCUCUUCCUCCUCCUUCGGGCCAUCCAGCCCCCCUCCCCCUUCCCCCUCGCUUCCUCCCCCUAAGGGCCAUCCAGCCCACCUCCCCCUUCCCCCUCGCUUCCUCCUCCUUCGGGCCAUCCAGCCCACCUCCCCCCUUCCCCCUCGCUUCCUCCUCCUUCGGGCCAUCCAGCCCACCUCCCCCUUCCCCCUCGCUUCCUUUCCGCCGCAGCAGCCCUCCCGCUGCCGCCGCCGUUUCCCUUCCGCCGCAGCAGCCCUCCCGCUGCCGCCGCCGUUUCCCUUCCGCCGCAGCAGCCCUCCCGCUGCCGCCGCCGUUUCCCUUCCGCCGCAGCAGCCCUCCCGCUGCCGCCGCCGUUUCCCUUCCGCCGCAGCAGCCCUCCCGCUGCCGCCGCCGUUUCCCUUCCGCCGCAGCAGCCCUCCCGCUGCCGCCGCCGUUUCCCUUCCGCCGCAGCAGCCCUCCCGCUGCCGCCGCCGUUUCCCUUCCGCCGCAGCAGCCCUCCCGCUGCCGCCGCCGUUUCCCUUCCGCCGCAGCAGCCCUCCCGCUGCCGCCGCCGUUUCCCUUCCGCCGCAGCGGCCCUCCCGCUGCCGCCGCCGUUUCCCUUCCGCCGCAGCGGCCCUCCCGCUGCCGCCGCCGUUUCCCUUCCGCCGCAGCAGCCCUCCCGCUGCCGCCGCCGUUUCCCUUCCGCCGCAGCAGCCCUCCCGCUGCCGCCGCCGUUUCCCUUCCGCCGCAGCAGCCCUCCCGCUGCCGCCGCCGUUUCCCUUCCGCCGCAGCAGCCCUCCCGCUGCCGCCGCCGUUUCCCUUCCGCCGCAGCAGCCCUCCCGCUGCCGCCGCCGUUUCCCUUCCGCCGCAGCAGCCCUCCCGCUGCCGCCGCCGUUUCCCUUCCGCCGCAGCAGCCCUCCCGCUGCCGCCGCCGUUUCCCUUCCGCCGCAGCAGCCCUCCCGCUGCCGCCGCCGUUUCCCUUCCGCCGCGGCAGCCCUCCCGCUGCCGCCGCCGUCCCUCUUCGCCGCCGCCGCACCCGUCGGCUGUUGGGCUGCCUUCUCAACAGUCGCCCCCCUCUCUUCGGCUGGCAUGCCGCGUCAUCCGCCACAUCUAUUACCGGGAGCACGAUGAGGUGAAGAGGAGGCAGCUUAUGCUAGCCAGAGUGGCAGAGCUGCGGCUGCAGAGCAUGGACGAGAUCAACCAGGUGGCCAAUGAGACGGUGCUUCGUGCUUGUUGCCAUACCAUGUGCCCUUACCCGUGCUUAUUGCCGUAUGACCUUCCGUGCCUCCCCUCCCCCCAGGAACAUGACGAGGAGCACGAUGAAGUGAAAAGGCGACAAUUGAUGCUAGCACGAGUGGCAGAGCUGCGGCUGCAGAGCAUGGACGAGAUCAACCAGGUGGCGAACGAGACGGUGCCCUGUGCUUAUUACUGUGAGCGAGCCUUAUAUCUGGCUGGCUGGCUGGCUCCCUUCCCCGCCUCCUCCCUGCCAUUCCCUCCAUGCUCCCUUCAGGAACACGACGAGGUGAAGCGGCGACAACUAAUGCUAGCACGAGUGGCAGAGCUGCGGCUGCAGAGCAUGGACGAGAUCAACCAGGUGGCGAAUGAGACGGUGCGCAUCAUUGAGACCGCCACCGUGCCCAUCCUGGGCGUCAACCGCAACGGCCAGAUCAACGGCUGGAACAUGCAGAUCGCCAAGCUUACAGGUGUACCAGUGGAGGAGGCGAUGGGGCGCUCGUUCCUGCAAGAGCUGGUGGCGGAGGAGAGCAAGGCGGACACUCAGAGACUGCUCGUGUCGUCAUUACAAGGCCGGGAGGAAUCAGACGUGGAAAUACGUCUCAAGGUGUGGCGCAGCGGCGUGCCGGCGGGGGUGCUGAUCAUGCUCGUGAACAGCUGUGCCAACCGGGACAUUCACAACCAGAUCGUGGGCGUGUGCCUCGUGGGGCAAGACAUCACCACUCAGAAGAUCGUCAUGGAUAGGUACAUUCGAUGUGAGGGAGACUACCGCACAAUCGUCCACUCGCCAAAUCCCCUCAUCCCACCAAUCUUCGGAAUGGACGAGUACGGCAUCUGCAGCGAGUGGAACACCGGCAUGAGCCGCCUCACAGGGCUGGGGCGCGGGGACGUGCUGGGGAGGCUGCUGCUGGGGGAGGUGUUUGGGCUCGACAUGGCCAUGCUCAUGCUGAGGGACGAGGAUGCCAUGACUGAACUUGAGAUCGUGGUCAACUGCGCCAUGGAGGGGCAUGAGGAUACCAGUAAUCAUCCGUUCUCGUUCUUUGCACGAGAUGGCAAACUGCAGGAGGUGUUACUAACGGUGAGCAAGCGCACGGACGUGGACGGCCGUAUAACGGGCGUCUUCUGCUUCCUCCACUCCAUGAACCGCGAGGUGCAGGAGGCUCUUAAAGCCCAGGCCGCCGCCGAGACCGCCGCACAGGCCCGUAUAGCGCAAUCAGACGUGGCCAGAGAAAGCCUCCGGGCGCCCCUUGACGGUCUAGCCUUCAUCCGCCUGUCUCUGCAGCGCUCUGCUAGCCUCUCACCCGACCAGGUUCAGCUGCUGGAGACAGCUGCGGCGCUGGAAGAGCAGAUGAGAACGAUUCUGGCCGAUAUGGCGGAUUUGAAUGCGGUGGAGGAGGGUUACUUAGACGUGCAGCGGGUGGAAUUCUCCCUAGUCUCAGUGCUGAACGCGUCCCUAAGCCAGGCGUCAGGAGCAGCGAUUGCCAAGGGGCAACAACUCGUCUGCUCAGUACCCAGCCCCAUGAGAGUGCGAGUAUUCGGGGAUCCCACACGGUUACAACAGGUCCUAGCGACAUGUCUCCGCACGGCCGUCGAGCACACCCCGCCGACUGGUUGGAUCGAGUUGAAGCUAGAAGCGCCGAUGAGAGGAGCGGCGGAUGUGCCGCCCCCCCAGGGGCACCCGUCGGCUGAACGGUUCAGAUUCACCGUCGCGCAUUCAGGGGACGGGGUGCCGGGGCCGCUGGUGCAGGUGCUGGUGGGGAGAGGGGGCGUGGCUGCGACGGGGUUGCAGGGCAUGGCGCUGCGGUUGUGUAGACGGCUGGUGCAUCUGCUGGGGGGGGAACUGGGGUAUGCCUUUGAGAGCGGACGGUGCUGCUUCAGAUUGGACCUGCAGUUGCCAGUCAAGCACAAGGCUGAAGCUACAGCUGGGAGCAGGGCGUGA